AUGGACGAAGUACUCAGUGCAUGGAAAAAAUUGUCCCUUACUGCUGAGAAAAGUACAAAACUUAGCCUGACAAAAUCAAAAAAUCUGAGAAGAAAAGAAUAUGUUCUUGUAGCGAAGUUUCUAACAAAACGUGCCCUAAAUGUGGAUGCUAUAGGGAGAACUUUCAAACCCUUAUGGAGGGCCAGGAACGAGUUCAAGAUUAGAGAAGUAGGAGACCACAUUCUAUUAUUUGUUUUCGAACUUGAGACAGAUGCGGAACGAGUAUUAGCCCAAGAACCGUGGUCAUUUGAUAAGCAUCUUGUUCAAUUCCAACGAUAUGAUUAUUCGAUCCUGGCCAAACAUCUACGCUUUACAAAGAUCAUGUUAUGGGUGCAAAUACAUGGUCUGCCUAUGAGAAUGCUAGACCCCGAGACUGCCAUUGAAUUAGGAGAAACCCUUGGGGAGGUGUCAACCAAGGAAGCCGAGAAGGAGAUGGUAGGGGGUGACUUUGUUCGGGUUAGGGUGAAAAUAGAUGUCUCAAAACCAUUAAGCCGAGGUCGAAGAAUCGUCUUGGAUGAAGACAUUGAGACUUGGGUAUCUUUCAAAUACGAGAAGCUCACCAACUUCUGUUACUGGUGCGGUAUGGUGUCUCACGAUGAGAAAGAGUGCGAGAAAUGGCUUGCUGGGAAAGGAUCAAGCUCUCAUGCAAAGCAAGAAUAUGGAGCAUGGCUGCGGGCUACCCCUUAA
Molecule: messenger RNA, 726 nt
Organism: Quercus lobata
Lineage: Eukaryota; Viridiplantae; Streptophyta; Magnoliopsida; Fagales; Fagaceae
Exons: 1
Coding region: 1-726 (241 amino acids)
Source: RefSeq, a predicted model, not a curated record